UGCAGCCAUUGCACCGCUGAGCAUCCCACAUUCAACAGGAGGAACCCGCGGGAGAAGAGCCCCGAGCCCCCCGCGCCUCAGCCGCUGCAGCCCGUGCGCCCCGCGCCCGCGCGCGCCAUGGCCAAGGAAGGCGUGGAGAAAGCGGAGGAGACGGAGCAAAUGAUCGAGAAAGAGGCAGUAAAGGAGCCGGCGGAGGGCGGCGGCGGCUCUCACCGCCUCGGGGACGCCCAGGAGAUGCGCGCCGUGGUGCUGGCCGGCUUCGGGGGGCUCAACAAGCUGCGGGUCACCAGGAAGGCCAUGCCCGAGCCGCAGGACGGCGAGCUCAAGAUCCGCGUCAAAGCCUGUGGUUUAAACUUCAUUGACUUGAUGGUGCGACAAGGGAAUAUCGACAACCCUCCCAAGACCCCCCUGGUGCCAGGAUUUGAAUGUUCUGGGAUUGUUGAAGCUCUGGGAGACAGCGUUAAAGGAUUCGAGAUCGGGGACCGUGUCAUGGCAUUUGUCAAUUACAAUGCCUGGGCAGAGGUGGUCUGCACACCAGUGGAAUUCGUCUACAAGGUCCCAGAUGACAUGAGCUUCUCCGAGGCCGCUGCGUUCCCUGUGAACUUUGUCACGGCCUACAUGAUGCUCUUUGAAGUUGCCAACCUGCGAGAAGGGAUGUCUGUGCUCGUGCACUCUGCCGGCGGGGGCGUGGGCCAAGCUGUGGCUCAGCUGUGCUCCACUGUCCCCAACGUGACUGUCUUUGGAACAGCUUCUACUUUCAAGCAUGAAGCCAUCAAAGACUCCGUGACUCAUCUCUUUGACAGAAACGCAGACUACGUGCAGGAAGUGAAAAGAAUCUCUGCUGAAGGAGUGGACAUUGUUUUGGAUUGCCUCUGUGGGGACAACACUGGAAAAGGUCUCAGCCUUCUCAAACCACUGGGAACCUACAUUUUAUAUGGUUCAUCCAACAUGGUGACUGGAGAGACCAAGAGCUUCUUUAGCUUUGCAAAAUCAUGGUGGCAGGUUGAGAAGGUGAACCCCAUCAAGCUAUACGAAGAGAACAAAGUCAUUGCUGGGUUUUCCCUUCUAAACCUGCUCUUCAAACAGGGCCGUGCUGGCCUCAUUCGAGGAGUGGUGGACAAACUCAUUGGGCUCUACAACCAGAAAAAAGUCAAGCCCGUGGUGGACUCCCUGUGGGCCCUGGAGGAGGUGAAGGAGGCCAUGCAGCGGAUCCACGACCGAGGGAACAUUGGAAAGUUAAUUCUGGAUGUAGAAAAGACCCCGACUCCGCUGAUGGCCAAUGACAGCACAGAGACCAGCGAGGCGGGCGAAGAGGAGGAGGACCACGAGGGUGACAGUGAGAACAAGGAGAGGACACCCUUCAUCCAGUAACCCGGGGCCCGGGCAGGAGGGCGUGAGGAUGCUCUGGAGAAAGAGGACCCGGCUGAGAAAUCUCUUCUGCGCCCCAGUGAACAAAUGCUGUAGUCCAGUGUGUGCUGUGUCUGUCUGCUGUCAGCUGAGCUAAAAAGCUGUUGAUCACUGUUGUUUUUGAAAUUAAGUGCCAAUCCCAUUCCAUGCAGUAUUAUGUCCUUCCCCCAUCUGUGUGUUACACUCUCCCCACUCCCCUGUUUCAAAACCAUCCAUCUUUGGGUCCUUCUCGACAGUUCUAGAACAGCCUUGCAAAUUGAUACAAGUCCACAGGUCCAUUGCUUAAGAGACCAGACAUGGGCAAAGACAAGUUUGGAUUGAAAGGUGUUAUCACAGAGCACUGUCCUAGAAUUCUUCAGGCCAAUGACACUUUUUGCUGCCAGCCGCCCAUGCUUCUGCAAAGAGCGCUUGCCAAUUUGGCUGGCGGAAAGAGGGUAGGCCAGGAGAGGUUUUCACAAGCCCGUAAGUUUAGGAUCUCUCCAAGUUGUAUUGUCCUACUUCCCACUGAAGAGGCAACCUCCUUACAUUCAUUCAAGUGUUUCACAGUCAAAAGGUUAAACCAACCUCCCCUCACCCUCUGAUGCUUGAUUCCUUCACCGGUUCUUAACCAUAAACACAGGGAGAUAGAUGUGGAUAUUUCAGGAUAGAAGAUGGGUCAACAGCCAAAGUAUGAGGACCAGCCACAGAGGUCCCUCCUCUGAAACCAUAUCUCAUGAGCAAAAUCCUCUCCCCGCCACAUAUAUUUAAUUUUAAGAAAACUCACCAGGUGUGGGACUAUUUCAAAGUCAUUACUGAGACUCGCCUAUGUUUGCACACUUGCCAUUGGCAUUACCGAUUCUGCUCUUUUCAUUUCCUGGUACUGAAUAGCAGCCUUUACCUUGGAUCCCCCAAGAAAGAUCUCCUUUGUAGACCAUAUUUGGGGGGAAAAAAUCAAUGAGUAUCUUUCUUCUUGCCAAAGCGUGUUCCAACGUGUCACAAACUAGCGAUACAAAACUCGAUGUUUAGUACCUGAUGCCAAAUAUGUGUUCCUCUCCUCUGAAAUAUAAAAUUAUGGUGCACACUC
Messenger RNA from Aethalodelphis obliquidens (Pacific white-sided dolphin), 2470 nucleotides. It is a transcript of the gene VAT1L, whose product is annotated as vesicle amine transport 1 like. The transcript has 9 exons. NCBI's taxonomy places the organism in Eukaryota, Metazoa, Chordata, Mammalia, Artiodactyla, Delphinidae. Bases 118 to 1371 code for a protein of 417 amino acids. Gene Ontology annotation, molecular function: oxidoreductase activity; zinc ion binding. The record is from RefSeq and is a predicted model, not a curated record.